AUGAGGAUCCAUUACCUUCUCUUUGCAUUUCUCCUGGUGCUGCUGUCUCCACUUGCAGCCAAAAAAAAAAACAACAAUCCAGUAAGUAGCUUUAGGAAAGGACGCUACUGCUGGGAUCAGUGCAUUGGCAAUACUCCUCAGAUUGGCAUUUGUACAGGAUUCCUCAAAUGCUGCAAGAGAUAA
Molecule: messenger RNA, 183 nt
Organism: Mus pahari (shrew mouse)
Lineage: Eukaryota; Metazoa; Chordata; Mammalia; Rodentia; Muridae
Product: beta-defensin 3-like
Exons: 2
Coding region: 1-183 (60 amino acids)
Biological process (GO): defense response to bacterium; cell chemotaxis
Cellular component (GO): extracellular region
Molecular function (GO): chemoattractant activity; CCR6 chemokine receptor binding
Source: RefSeq, a predicted model, not a curated record